Messenger RNA from Aspergillus homomorphus CBS 101889, 940 nucleotides. RefSeq lists its product as uncharacterized. The transcript has 2 exons. The record is from RefSeq and is a predicted model, not a curated record. The coding region runs from base 200 to 802 and encodes 200 amino acids. Lineage: Eukaryota; Fungi; Ascomycota; Eurotiomycetes; Eurotiales; Aspergillaceae.
UUGUGGUCGACAUGCUUUACAGAUGCAGAGGUUCGCUCCGCUCUAUGUCAGCUGCCGAAAGACCUAGAAGAAACGUACAAGCUGUGCACAAGGAGAAUUACUUCUGAUAUCAAGGCCUCGAAGGUUUUAGGAUGGGUCAGCUUUGCUACUAGACCACUUCAUGUCGAAGAACUGAAGGAAGCUGUAGCCUUUAACAUUUAUGAUACUCUUUGGGAUCAUGCAAAGAUGUGUUCGCUUUGCACACUCGUCAGUCAAGCAAUUUUUUCUGAGUAAUCGGGACGAUCGCGAUCUCCGGUAUCCGGAUAAUGAGGCGCAAGGAAACCUUGGUUGUGGAGAAUUCUGCGUUGCUUAUCUCUCUUUCUCGGAUUUCAGCUUACAGAUUGUCAAGCAAGAACAUGAUCGUACAUCUUCAGGAUCAGCGGUACUUAUGCCAGCUUUGCUUGCUGGUGACGCCUUGAAGUCUUCUUUGGUAUCUCUCUUUCGUGCGCCACGGAACCAAAAGGUUUCUGUCAACCUACCAAUUCGCCCAGUACGCAGAGGGCCCCCAGGCGCACAAUAUAGGUUCCUCAACUACGCCGUGUCAAACUGGGGUCUGCAGACAAGAGACAUAAGGCCAGACUCUCCAGUGUGGGGAGAUUUCACACAGUUUGCAACAUGCUUCAACGAAGCGUGGAACAUCCAUCCCUGGGUCUCUGGUGGCCGCUCUCGGCAUUCAUUUAUACACGGACUCUUUGGAUGGGUUGUCAAGGAACAACAUAACCCUCUUUUAUCUAUUGUUACACGAAUGAACAUGACCUUAUGAAGAUAUGCAAUCUGCCGCUAAUCGGGGAAAGUCUUCCAGCUUUACAUCUUGCGUCGAAACUCGGUUUCUCUUCAAUCGUGGAGGAUUUGCUGAAGUUCUGCGAUGUCAGCCUGACCGAUAUUUAAGGGUAUACACCAC